AUGUUAUUGGAAACUAUUUUUUCGUUUAUGUUUCUGUAUGUUUUAUCAUAUUCACAGAAAAAUGAUAUAAUUAUAACAGGCCCAGGCCUUAAUCCAAUAGAAAUUGUGAUGCCGGCAAGAUACUUUUUCAUCAAUUUUACUCAUAUCAAUUCUCAAUCGUACACUCCAAAAUUAAAUAAAGAAUUGGUAGUUGAAAUAAAUGGCAGAUCAAGUGAUGGCAAACAUUGUCGUGUUUGGGUUAACAAGUUAGACAGGAAAGAUGGAACAUUUAUUGUACGUUAUAAAAUUUACGAAACAUGCUCAGAUUUGUCUAUUCAUGUAUAUUAUGGUAAAAAAGAAGUAGCAAAAUCGCCAUACAAGUUUAAAGGAACUAUUUAUGCAGAUCAAUGCAACUGUCCAGAACACCAGUUUCAGAAAUGGUUUAAAAAUUAUGGUUGUAAAGAUACAUAUGGACAAAUUAAGAAAGAUCUGAAACCAUUCCAUAACAUAAACAUGAAAGAAGAGUUACAAAGUAUUAUAAAAAAAUAUCAUCAACCAGAAAGUACUAGUUUUUGUCAUUAUGCUAUAAAACAAAAUAAAUUGUAUAGAAAUUGUUAUGGAAAGCAUGUAGGCUUCAAUAUGUUUUCUGAUAACAUUUUAUUAUCUUUGAUGAGAAAAGUUAAAUUGCCUGAUAUGGACUUGGUGAUAAACCUAGGUGAUUGGCCUUUAGUCCACAGGAAAGAUAAGCCAUUGCCAAUUUUUUCAUGGUGUGGGAGUGAUGAAACUUAUGACAUAGUAAUGCCAACUUAUGAUUUAACUGAAUCUGCAUUGGAAAACAUGGGAAGGGUGACUUUAGAUACCUUAUCAGUUCAAAGUGGUGCAGAAAUUGUGUGGAAGGAGCGCGAGCCACGAGCAGUUUGGCGUGGUCGUGAUUCACGCGCUGAGCGUUUGAAACUUAUUGACAUUGCACGAGCCAACCCAGACUUGUUUAAUGCUUCUCUUACAAAUUUCUUUUUCUUUAGAGAUAAAGAAGCACAAUAUGGGCCGAAACAACCUCAUAUAUCAUUCUUUAAAUUCUUUGAUUUUAAAUAUCAAAUUAACGUGGAUGGCACUGUAGCUGCAUAUCGCAUGCCGUACCUGUUAUCCGGCGGAGGUAUGAUUCUAAAACAACAAUCUCCUUAUUACGAACACUUUUACUCACAACUAGUACCUUGGGAGCAUUUUGUACCGGUCAGAAGGGAUUUGUCCGAUUUAGUUGACCGUGUAAAAUGGGCGCGCGAUAAUGAUGAUAAGGCGCAACAAAUAGCUGUGAAUGCAAGGAAUUUUGCGAAUAACAAUCUGUUGCCGCAAAACGUUAUUUGUUAUCAUGCGGCAUUAUUUUGGGAAUGGAGCAAAAUUAUAAAAAGUGAAGUGAAUAUUGAAGAAAAUAUGGCUCAUGUGCCCCAACCUUCAGUUACUUGUAACUGCAAACCCGAAAAGCCAAAUACUCAUGAAGAUCUCUAA
This is a messenger RNA of Spodoptera littoralis (African cotton leafworm), 1482 nucleotides long. Lineage: Eukaryota; Metazoa; Arthropoda; Insecta; Lepidoptera; Noctuidae. The record is from the annotation of a GenBank genome assembly.